This is a messenger RNA of Cylicostephanus goldi, 852 nucleotides long. NCBI's taxonomy places the organism in Eukaryota, Metazoa, Nematoda, Chromadorea, Rhabditida, Strongylidae. The record is from the annotation of a GenBank genome assembly.
AUGACAUUUAGCCGUUGUAUGGUGAAAGUUUGCGCUUCGGGCAAGCGAAAAGUGAAAGCGACAAAACCAAUGCCAGCUAAAUGGCGUCAAAUGGAUGAUCGUCAACGUGCUUUUAUACUUGCCCACAUGUCCAUACCACGAGAGAUUGUAAAAUGCUGUGGUCCGUGCUUCAAAAGGAUAUCUAAGAAGCUUGAUCUGUUGUUCGCGGGUGAACUCGACGAAGAGAUGGCUAAGUUCGAAAUGGAACUUCAGCAGACAUGGCAAUCCGCAGAGAUUUCUCGUCUACAAGAGCUCGUAUCCCAACUUGGCCACGACUGGAACAGCAUUUCGGAACAAAUGGAGGGAAGAACCGCCGAAGACUGCCGCAUCCAGUUCGAGUCGCUGAAUAAGAAAGAAGAGGAGGAGGAAGAAGACUACGAAGAAGAUGAGAAAGAGCGCCAUGACGAUGAUGUGCCAAUGGAAGAGGACACGCAGGACGUGCCCGAAACGACAGUCACAACUCAACCGAGUGAAGUUGACAUGGACGUAACAGAGGUGCCUACGACUUCCUCUGCCACCACCGUCAGCCAGCCUCAACCGGCAGAUAUUAAGCCAAAGGAAGAGACACUGAUUGCUGUGGAGCAGCCAUCGACCGCUUCUGGUCUAGUGAAAGGUUCCAUAACAGCUGGAACUCCUUUCCGUCCACCGUCUGUUUCCAUUAUUGAGCAGCAGCAAAGUGGAGCUCAGCUUGCCGCAGCCGCAGCUGCUGCAGUCGCUGCUUCAACUUCGAAUACACCACAACCAACGGUGAGUAUCAGACCAACUUUUUUGGAAAUACCAACUUACAUUCGAGUUUUUUUGGAAGUCUCUUGA